This is a messenger RNA of Chondrus crispus (carragheen), 2094 nucleotides long. Its product is annotated as similar to Retinoblastoma-associated protein. NCBI's taxonomy places the organism in Eukaryota, Rhodophyta, Florideophyceae, Gigartinales, Gigartinaceae. Gene Ontology annotation, biological process: negative regulation of G1/S transition of mitotic cell cycle; regulation of transcription by RNA polymerase II; cell differentiation. The record is from RefSeq and is a predicted model, not a curated record. The coding region runs from base 1 to 2094 and encodes 697 amino acids. The transcript has a single exon. Gene Ontology annotation, molecular function: RNA polymerase II transcription regulatory region sequence-specific DNA binding. Gene Ontology annotation, cellular component: transcription regulator complex; nucleus; chromatin.
AUGAGCCUCACGCCCAGGCCCAACCGCUUCUCCAGGUUUGUGGGGUCGGCCAGUGGCGCGGACGCCCUGGAUGCGCUCGCCGCUGUCGCCUCCUCCGCGCCGCACUCGCCCGCCGUGUCAAGGUCUGCGUCGGCGGCCAGGACAGGUUCUAAUGUCCCGGCUACCCCUAUUUCCUCCGGCUGUGCGUCUGUGCUUUGGCUAAAGAAACUCGCCCAGGAGCGACCGGAGACGGAGGACGAGGACCACUUUUUCGACUGCACAUCGAAAGAUAUGCCCACGACCGACGCCAUGAUGCGUGUUUUGAAGACCGACGACGUCUGGCUUAACAUUGUCAACACCACACGUGCCUUGUCCGAUAAACUGGCCGAGAAAACACCGGACCUUGCGGGGCCUGACCGGAAGAGGGAAGCCAUGGCUGUGUUUUUCGCAGCUUUCGAAAGCAUUCUCCUGAGAGAAGACGCAAGACUCAAAGCGAAAAAAGAGAAGCCUUGGGUCAUUGACAACCUGGGGAGGGCCACAUCCAUCCACAAGAGCCUUUUGCUCUGCUCGUGGGAGAUUACGUCAGCCUCAUAUGGCAGGAGAGAUUUGACUGUUUUCAAUGCCGCCAUUGAAGCGUUUGAGAUUCCAGCCUUCGAUAUUCUCAAGAUUAUCGAGCCUUUUGCUCGCUUGCCUGAUAUGCCAAGGCCGCUGGCAAGUCAUAUCAACCUUUGCGGAGUCAGGGUUCUCGAAUGCAUGGCCUGGACACCUGGGUCCAAACUAGUGAAAAAUCUUCGAGCUAGGUCCCUAGAAGUCGCGUCAAAGAAGAGCACGAAGCAAGCCUCGGAGAAUGGCAAAGACACAAAUGGGGCAGCAGCUGCAAGCAAAGAAGAGGAGGCCAACAAGCAAGACCCUCCGGUCCCAGAAAACGCAACGCGCGAGUUUGCGCUCGAAUUCUUCUUCAAGAAACUGCUCUCUGUGGCUUCUGACAGAGCACAAGAAUUGCUCAUUCGCCUCGGCAUGGAUCUCAUUGCCGAGCCCGUGUGGGCAGCGAUAAAACAUGCCGUUUGGGAAAAGUGGCAUUUGAUGGUGGACAGGCACAUUGACCAGAUCAUCAUGUGCUGCAUCUAUGGCGUUGCAAAAGUGGGAAUGUAUGAGCUCAAGUUUAGAGACAUCAUUCAAGCGUACCAGACUAUGGCCCAUGUCCGCGAGUCGUCGUUUUCUCACUACCUCCCAGGAGUCUUCCGGACCGUCUCCCUCAAGUCUCACCUUGACCUGAUGCCGUCUGGGGAUACGAGCCCCCCUCGGCCUGCUAGGAAUGGGGAUGUCAAAGGGGACCGAGGUGAUAUUAUCAAGCUUUACAACCAGGUAUUUAUCCAUGCGAUGAAGUCUCACAUCUUGGCGUUUCAAGUCCGGAAUGGCUCUCCAACCAGCAGGUCAGUCAGAAACUCGGUUGCCUCAGCCGCGUCGCCUGAUUUACAGAGAAAUCAAUCGACGAGUGCCACUUCAAUGCGCGGCUCGUGUAGCGAGAGCUCGGCAGCGGGCACUGCGGAGGGCAGUCAUUUACGCGACGAAAACAAGGAUCCGUUGAACGACAAGGUAAUGAGUUCCCCGAUGCGCGUGUUGCUCCCGCAUGCUUCUCCGCGACGAAUUGGUAGGGUCACAGUGUCCCCAAUGAGCCCGGGUGGGAGGUCCCUUGUCGCAAUUCGUCAGUCUCCCGGAAGGACAGGUGCUGGGUCUAUAAUAGGAAGUAUGACGCCCGGUACUCGAAAGCUGUACGCGUUUGGCGAGAGCCCCGUCCGAAGCCUCGAUAGGAUCAACAGGUCUCUUGUCCAGGAUUCCUCUGGUGGCAUGUCAGGACGAAACAUCAGCCGCAGAGCUGUCCCUCUCAGCUUUGAAGGCAGCGGGGUCGGACAGAGAACAGCUUCUGUGCGGAGGCGCUUUGCUGAUGUGCUUAGUAAGCGGUCAUUGCGGCAAACAAUGACCUCUGUGCGGUUCGGUUCUGUAUCGGAAGGAACACAAAGUGUGGCGAGUGGUUCCGACGCAGUUUUUAGAUCCAACGGUUUGGAGGGUCGAGGCACGGUGAAGGAUGAUGAAAGUGCCAAGGCUGGUGCAUGA